GAAUUAAUUCAUUACAAAAUGAAGAUAUUCGAAUAAACAGUGUGAAAUAUAUAAAUAAUUUAAAAUAAAUAUACCGAUUUAGUUCCCGAUGUCAAUGUGAAAAGGAAGCUUGGUACUUCACCGUCUUUCCCCAAGUCACUCUUGCAGCCAAGCCAUGACCCACGGCGGAGGAAGAGGCACCAAAGCCAUCACUUCCAAGCGCAAAGCCACCACAUCCGAAGAUAAAACCCUACAGCUAACCAAACAACUUGCCAACAACCUCAGCUCUGCCAUCGACGCUGCUUACUCUUUUCUCCUCGAAAAUGACCUUCGCCUCCUCCCCUCCCAAAUUCUCUCUCUCGAAUCUCUCAUCCCCUCCCUUCAUCUCUCCCUCUCCUCUUUUCUCUCAGCUUCCUCUCUCCCUCCAAUAUCCUCCUCUCCAUCUUCAUCAUCUCCUUCUUACACUUGUUGGUUCCAGCGUUUCAUCGUCUCCGCCAAUUCUGAUCUUGACCCCCGCUGGGUUCACUGUUUCCGAAUGUCCAGGCCCUCUUUUACCCUCCUUCUCUCCGCCAUCAUCCCCUUUUUGUAUUCCUCUCUCCCCGCCAUUUCCCCCAAUACAGCCCUUGCCGCCUUCCUCUUCCGCCUCGCCCACGGCGCCUCCUUCAAGGCCGUCGCUCGUCAUUUCGGUUUUGAGUCAUCCGCUGAAGCAUGUCGCGUUUUCUACACUGUUUGUAAGCUGAUAAUUGAUAAAUUGGGAUAUUUGUUUGGGUUGCGUUCCGAUAUUGGCCGCAUUGUGGUGGGUUCUGGGUGGAGUUCGUUGCCCAAUUGCUGUGGGUUCCUAGGGUUGGAGAGAUUUCCGGUUGAUGGUAAAUUGUUGGGAGAAAAUGGGUCAAUACUGGUUCAGGCAUUAGUGGAUUCUGAGGGUAAGUUCGUCGAUGUCUCGGCUGGCUGGCCUGGCAACAUGAAAGCCGAAACCAUUUUGCAUCAGACCAAGUUGUUUUCGGCUGCUGAGGAAUCCAGGGAGAUGUUGAAUGGUCCCUCUUAUCGGACCAGCGAUGGCAACUUGAUUCCUCAAUACAUUUUGGGAGAUUCUUGUUUCCCUUUGCUGCCGUGGCUUUUAACGCCUUAUGUACGAUCCAAUGAGGAGGAGGAUAGUUUUGGCACUGCGCAGAGGGAGUUUAAUGCAGCACAUGAUCGGGCAAAGGGACUGGUUGAUACUGCUUUUGCUAGAGUUCGAGCCCGGUGGCAGCUUGUGGCAGAAAGUUGGAAGGAGCGUAUUGAGAUUCUUCCAUUCAUGAUAGUAUCUUCUUGUUUGAUGCACAAUUUUCUGAUCAAAUGUGGUGAACCGAUCCCGGAUGAUGUUGCUGUGUGCUCCAAAAAGGAGGAGUUUUCUGCUUCUGAGGGAAACUUGAACGAGAGUGGGCAGAGGGUCAGGGAUGCACUUGCAAAGCACUUGACUCGAGUGAGUUUAAGAAGGUGAAUGGUAUAGUAAUCUUAGCAGCUUGUAGUUUCUCUGCUGCAUUUUGGUGAACCAUUCUAUAUAGUUUAGACCUUUUGUCUUGAAAUGUUACAUAGUUCUUGUGUUAUUUUUAUCUGGGAAAAUUGAAAUAUAGAGUAGAACUUUGCUUGCUCAAUCUUGUGCUGGCAGCUUUGCCUAAAUGUUCUUGAUAGUCAACUUGCUUAAUAGUUGCUUAUUAGGAGGGCUCAGGUUCUACUCUGUUUUGGUUUUUGUUUGGUCAA
Molecule: messenger RNA, 1719 nt
Organism: Carica papaya (papaya)
Lineage: Eukaryota; Viridiplantae; Streptophyta; Magnoliopsida; Brassicales; Caricaceae
Product: LOW protein: nuclease-like protein
Source: RefSeq, a predicted model, not a curated record